Messenger RNA from Neofelis nebulosa (Clouded leopard), 2914 nucleotides. RefSeq names its product interleukin 1 alpha (gene IL1A). Lineage: Eukaryota; Metazoa; Chordata; Mammalia; Carnivora; Felidae. The coding region runs from base 510 to 1322 and encodes 270 amino acids. Gene Ontology annotation, biological process: regulation of nitric-oxide synthase activity; cellular response to lipopolysaccharide; inflammatory response. Gene Ontology annotation, molecular function: interleukin-1 receptor binding; cytokine activity. Gene Ontology annotation, cellular component: extracellular region. The record is from RefSeq and is a predicted model, not a curated record. The transcript is spliced from 7 exons.
CUCAGCCCUGAGGUACAAAAAAACAAAUUUAGCUAAAACACAAGCCACAGCUCCCAAGCUCCUUUCCAACUCCAGCCAUCUAGAAGUCUGAUUUUAGGAGUUCUCCCCUCUCCCCACCGUACGUUUUUACAUUUCCUGCCCUUCUUCCCUUUUUCUAAGACCGCAUGCUUACAACUGUUCAGAACAAAGCAAUAAAUAAAUGAAACUUAUUAGUUUCAUUGAAUUAGUUCAAUAAGUGAAACUUCUCUAACUUAAACCAAGUUAGAAACUCCCGGAAUCUCUACAAGCAACACUACUACCAAGUACGCAGUGUGUCAGUAUUUUGGCCGGUUUCCCGUUAAAGGAACAUAAAAAACAUACAAAACAAUUCUUCCCUGUAAAUUCCCCGGUGACGCACACAGACCACGCCUACUUCAAGAAGACAAAAGGCCAAGAAGCCUGACAAGGGCCAAGUCUCCAGGCAGAGAGGGAGUCAUUUCAUUGGCGCUUGAAUCAGCAAAGAAGUCAAGAUGGCCAAAGUUCCUGACCUCUUUGAAGACCUGAAGAACUGUUACAGUGAAAAUGAAGAAUACAAUUCUGAAGUUGACCAUCUCACUCUGAAUCAGAAAUCCUUCUAUGAUGCAAGCUAUGACCCACUUCAUGAGGACUGUACAGAUAAAUUUAUGUCUCCGAGUACUUCUGAAACCUCCAAGACAUCCCAGCUUACCCUCAAGGAGAGUGUGGUGAUGGUGGUAGCCAAUGGGAAGAUUCUGAAGAAGAGGCGGUUGAGUUUAAAUCAAUUCCUCACUGCUGAUGACCUGGAGGCCAUUGCAAACGAAGUAGAAGAAGAAAUCAUGAAGCCCAGAUCAGUAGCACCCAACUUCUAUAGCAGUGAAAAAUACAACUAUCAGAAGAUCAUCAAAUCCCAAUUCAUCCUGAAUGACAACCUCAGUCAAAGUGUAAUUCGAAAAGCAGGGGGAAAAUACCUCGCAGCCGCUGCAUUACAGAAUCUGGAUGAUGCAGUGAAAUUUGACAUGGGGGCUUAUACAUCAAAAGAAGAUUCCAAACUUCCUGUGACUCUCAGAAUCUCAAAAACUCGACUGUUUGUGAGUGCCCAAAAUGAAGAUGAGCCUGUAUUGCUAAAGGAGAUGCCUGAGACACCCAAAAUCAUCAGAGAUGAGACCAACCUUCUCUUCUUCUGGGAACGUCAUGGCAGUAAGAACUACUUCAAAUCAGUUGCCCAUCCAAAGUUGUUCAUUGCCACACGGGAAGAAAAACUGGUGCACAUGGCAAGAGGGCUACCCUCUGUCACUGACUUUCAGAUACUGGAAACCCAGUCUUGACUCUGGAGUCUACUUACUUGUGAAGUGUUUACAGUCCAUAUGUACUAUGUACAUGGAGGAGUCAAAUCUUUUACUCUUAGUCACUUGAUGAGCAUGUGCUGAGCCUUUGUAAUUCUAAAUGAAUGUUUACUCUCUUUGUAAGAGAGUGAGCAAGCUCUAAUGGAACCAACAUCAACAUAUAAUGCUGUUUGUUAUUUAAAGAAUAUACCCUAUACUUGAAAUACAAAUCAAAACCACCAUGAGAUACCCCCUGACACCUGUCAGAAUGGCUAACAUGAACAACUCAGGCAACGACAGAUGUUGGCGAGGAUGCGGGGAAAGAGGAUCUCUUUUGCAUUGUUGGUGGGAAUGCAAUCUGGUGCAGCCACUCUGGAAACAGUAUGGAGGGUCCUCAAAAAACUAAAAAUAGAACUACCCUAUGACCCAGCAACUGCACUACUAGGCAUUUAUCCAAGGGAUACAGGUGUGCUGUUUCAAAGGGACACAUGCAUCCCCAUGUUUAUAGCGGCACUAUUGACAAUAGCCAACGUAUGGAAAGAGCCCAAAUGUCCAUCGAUGGAUGAAUGGAUAAAGAAAAUGUGGUGUAUAUAUAUACAAUGGAGUAUUAUUUGGCAAUCAAAAAAAAUGAAACCUUGACAUUUGCAACUACGUGGAUGGAACUGGAGGGUAUUAUGCUAAGUGAAAUUAGUCAGUCAGAGAAGGACAAACAUUUUUGCCUUCACUCAUAUGAGGACUUUAAGAGACAAAACAGAUGAACAUAAGGGAAGGGAAACAAAAAGAAUAUAAAAACAGGGAGGGGGACAAAACAGAAGAGACUCAUAAAUAUGGAGAACAAACAGAGGGUUACUGGAGGGGUUGUGGGAAGGGGGAUGGGCUAAAUGGGUAAGGGGCACUAAGGAAUCUACUCCUGAAAUCAUUGUUGCACUAUAUGCUAACUAAUUUGGAUGUAAAUUAAAAAAAAAAAAAGAACACCCUAUACUUUGCAAACCACCAAUCAAUUUAAUUAUUCUUCUUCAUAACAAUCUUGGGAGAACUAGGGCUACUUGAUAUGGCUACCAAAAAGACUCUACCCAUAUUACAUAUGGGUUAAGUAAGUGAGGCAUAAGAAAUACCCACACAGCAGUUGGAAUGAGAAGCCAUUUGCCCAGGAUUUCAUUCCAACUGCUUGCCUUUAAAUUGCUGAUGGACCCUUAAUCAAAUACUAUAAGUUUCUGGGACUUAGUUUGGUUAUCUUCAAAAUGGAGGGGGUGAUACUUAUACCUUUCCUGCCUCAACAGUAUUUUAUGCCAAUCAAUGAGAUCAGUUUAGUAAAAUACUUUUUGAAUGAAAAUUUUGAGCCUCAAGAAGUCAAGUGUAAAGUAUUUAUUAUGUACAUAUAUAUUUAUGAAUAUAUUUUUAAGAUAAUUAUAACAUGUUAUUUUAUUUAUGGCAAUUAUUUGUAUUCUUGGAGUAUGACUGAUCAUCCUUAACAACAGUAAAGAAUGUUUUUCAGGCUAAAUAGUUUUAUUUAUUCACACUAAGGCACUUUGGUCUAAGUCUUGCUUUUUGUAGUACCUGGAAGCUCUAUAAUUAUGAUAAUAAAUUUAUAUUAA